UGAAAUAAAUCAAUGUAACAUUAUGAAAAAGUUCCGUCAAAUUAUGAAAAAACCCAAUUAAAUUUAAUGAACAAUUGGAUUUAUUUAUUUAGAACUAUAUUUAUUAUUUAUUUUUAUGUAUUUAUAUUUAAGGGUUUGUGUUAUAUCCAGGGUAUUGAUUUAAUAAUAAUAUUUCUGUAUUUAUAUUUAUUUAAUAUUGGAUAAAGCUGCAUUCCAUAUUCCAGUGCGCCUCACUUUUUCGCACACUGGAUCAACGGUCAAAGAGUAAAAUUUGAGUUUCCGAGCAGCACGUGAAUGCAGCAGCAGGGGUCCUCCAUCAGACCCCACCUCUCCCUCCUCCUCCAGCCGCCUCACCUCGCUCGGUCGGCGGCUGCGGCCCUCAGAGCGCAGCGCUGACCCGACCUGAACGCCACAUGUGCGUAAAGAGCCGCGCUGUGCGCACCGCCGCUCCGAGUCUCCCGCCGGUUGAAGCAUGGAGGAGUUGGCCCGAGAGAGCAUCAGCCUGCUGGCCUCGGCCUCAGCCAAGCCCCCGCUGGACGUGAGGCCCCGGCUCGGCUCCCUGGGGGCCAUUUUCAUCAUGCUGAAGUCCGCUCUGGGCGCCGGACUCCUGAACUUCCCCUGGGCCUUCGAGAGAGCCGGAGGGAUCCGCAGCGCAGUGACCGUGGAGCUGAUCUCGCUGGUGUUCCUGGUCAGCGGUCUGAUCAUCCUCGGAUACUCGUCGUCCAUCAGCGGUCAGUGCACCUACCAGGCGGUGGUUAAGGAGGUGUGUGGUCCGGCCAUCGGUCAGCUCUGUGAGAUCUGCUUCGUCUUCAACCUCUUCAUGAUCUCUGUGGCCUUUCUGGUCAUCGUGGACGACCAGCUGGAGAAGUUGUGUGAAUCCUUGUAUGAAUUGGUGACCGGUUUACCGAAGUCAGAGAUGCCGUAUCACUUCUACACCGACCAACGCUUCGGCCUGGUGCUGCUCUGCGCCUUCCUCAUCCUGCCACUGUCCAUCUCCAAAGAGAUCAGCAUCCAGAAAUACAUCAGCGUUCUGGGCACUCUGGCUGCGACCUACCUGACCAUCGCCAUCAUCAUCAAAUACCACACUGUGCCUUCUGUUGUGGUUCGCAGCACCCCUCUCUACACCAGCGGCGUCGGCUCCUGGGCCUCCAUGUUCACCGUCAUCCCGACCAUCUGCUUCGGCUUCCAAUGCCACGAGGCGUCCAUCGCCAUCUACAGCAGCAUGGAGAACCAGAGGCUCUCCCACUGGGUCUUCAUCUCCGUGGUUUCCAUGAUCUUCUGCCUCAUUAUUUACUCCCUCACAGGGGUUUAUGGGUACCUGACAUUUGGAAAGGACGUGAAGGCCGACAUUUUAAUGUCGUACGCCAGUGACGACGUCCUGAUGGUCAUCGCCCGGCUGCUGUUUGGAGUCUCCAUCAUCACCGUCUAUCCCAUCACCCUGCUGCUUGGCAGAUCAGUGAUCCAGGACUUCCUCCUGAGCUGGCGGCGGCGGCGUCACGGCGGCUUUUUAACGGUGGAGUUUGAGAGCCGAAGUCGCUACGUACUAACAGUCCUGUGGAUAGUGGCGACGCUGCUCAUCGCCGUGUUCAUGCCGGACAUCAGUAAGGUCAUCAGCGUCAUCGGAGGCAUCAGCGCCUUCUUCAUCUUCAUCUUCCCAGGACUCUGCCUGAUGUUUGCCAUGCAGUCUGAGCCGGUGUCCUGUAAGACCAGAAAGGUCCUCACGGUUUGGGGCGUCAUCACUCUGAUCUGUGGAGCGUUUAUCUUCGGCCAGAGCACCACCAUCGCUGUCAUGCAGCUCCUGGGAAAGAUCUGAGUCCCGUGUUUUCAUGGAGACUGGAUCUGAACUGAAAACCUCCUCCUUGAUCCUUUAAAGAGUCUGUGGUGAGUUCAGGCUCUUUAAAUACGAGUGAAGAAGCUUCUUCAAAGCUGCAGCUUCUGACUUUUACCACAACGGACUGAACCUCCGUCCCUCAAGGUACCGUUGAUUUCACUCAGAUUAAUCGCUCCACAUCUCCUCCUCCUGCUCUGCUGACAUCUGACUGAAUCCUCAGGUAUUUUCUGCAGUUUGUUGACAUAAUCUUGUCUCAUUUAUCAGCGUAUUUACAUGCAGAGUUUGGGUAACAUGAAAGCUUUACGUGUUUGUUACAGUUUUUUUCUUUCAGCAAUAGAUUUUACGACAAAAAUUUUAAUUAUCACUUUCAAAAUACAAUAUCAACACUUUAAAGAUACAACCUGAUUUCCAAAAAAGCUGAGAAAAAAGUAAAUAAAACAGGAUCCAAAUGAUUUAAACCUUAUACUUAAUUGAAAAUAUUGAUACAAAGACAACAUAUCAAAUGUUGAACCUGAGAAAAUUUUUUUUUUUUUUUUUUUUUUAAGAAAUAUGAGCUCAAAAUUAUUCUUUGCACAUCUCAUUAAUGAAACAGGUGCAGCAUAUUAACUCCUACAGGCUGUCUAACUUACAAAUAUGCAUUAAUUUAGAGAUCUUUAGGUCUAGCACCAAAAACAAAUAGGAAUAAGUAUAUUUUUGCUGGGUAAACAGUGUGCAGUUUAUUUGAAUAUGAUUAGAGCAAUGUGCUUCCAAAAAGUUGGGACAGGGACACCAAAAAAGCACAUAUUAGAAUGUUUUACAACUAAUUAGGUUAGUUAGUAAAUGGUUAGUGAGUCUAAAAAGAGCAUUCUAGAGAAGCUCAGUCUUUAAAAAGUAAAGAUGUGGAGCACGUAAGAAUAAUGUUUCACAAUUUAAAUGAAAUUGAUUUGGGGAUUUCAUCAUCUAUGGUUCAUAAAAUCAUUAAAAGAUUCAGAAAAUGCAGAAUAUUCUCAGUAUGUAAGCGAUAAAUUAAGAUUAAAUGACUUAUCUUAUGAUUUUCAGGCGUCACUGCAAUAAAUAAAUAAAAUAAAUCGAUUCUGAAGUGGAAAGUCCCCCGAUCAGUUUUUUUUUUUUUUUUUUUUUUUUUUUUAAGGCUGACACUAAUUACAGGUAAUAAAGAAAACCAAUAACUUGCUGAUAGUUAACGAAGCACCGCUAACUUUUAAAUUCAUUUUAUGAGGAAUCGGGUUCAAAAAUCGACACCAAUAAAUGAAAAAAACUAAGUAUUGGAUCCACUAAUCCACCGACUCCUGCUCAGGAACACCACCAUGCCAAGAAAAAUCAAAUAUACAAGAUUCAGAAGUGCAGAAACUGUUCCACAGCCUCCGUCAUGUGACUCUUUUUCUGCACAAAAUGGACCAAUCAUGUUCUGUCUACUUGAGUAAAGAGGAGCUGGUUGAUAUAAUGGAAAGUUACGAAGAAUAUGGACUUUUGUUACAGUAAAAAACACUGCUACUGCAAAUAAGGCAAGACAGGAAUGCUGGUAGAAAACAGUAAAUAUAUUUAAUUUACCACUAUUAAUGCAGCUGUUUAUUUCUAACUAGACAGAUGCACUUUAGAGAUGUUAAAAGUCUAAUUUAAUUCACUUAAAUAUGAUCUUGAAGAAGCACAUUUAGGUCCGACUGUCCCGUAAUGAAGGAUUUGUGUAAAUCGCUUUGCCCCAAUCAAAGUUAAAGAUGAUGUUACUGAUUGAAUAUUCUCUGUGAUAAAUACUGCUACACUCAGUUUUCUAAUCUGUGUUCAAUCAGUUGCAGCACCAGCAGCGUAAAAUUGAUUUUAAUUAUGAAAAAUUGUUAUAGUUUUAAGAAUAUCUUUCACUUUUUGACAGUUUUUAUUUUUCACAGCUUACAGACAUAGUUUCUAAUGUUUUCUUCACAUUUUCAUUAUUUGUUAUUUAUCAUCCUUAUAAAAUUCAUUGCGUCUAAUAAAAUCUUUUGAAUAUUAUGUCAUAUUAUUAUUAAUAGUUAUGAAUAAAACCAAACACAUGUAAUAAGAGGAUGAGACCAAUGUCACAUUAAUAUUACUCCUCUCUAAAUUGUAAUUUAAUUCAUGUCUUACUACUUGAUCGGCCUGUUGUGGUAUCUUAAAGUCAGGGAAUAAGUGUGUCUUCAGUGGGAGUUUUGCGCGUCAGUAACUUCCGGUGUCACAUUUAUGAGUUUUUGGAAGUGUAGCUGUGGUUUUCCUGCUGAUCAGUAUCUCUGCUGCUGCGUUAGUUUUCAAUUAUUAAUAGUUAAACUUGGCAGCGAAUCAGGACCAAGUAUAGAAACGCAUGCAUUUUCUACAUCACCCAACUAAAUGGUUCCCAUGGCAACGCUUUGCAUACACUGUGAGAUACUGUAGUAUUUAUAUCGUACGGCUCGGCAGGUUAGAAUAUAUUCAGCAGGUUUUAAAAACGUAUUCCUUCAGCCGAGAUCUAUAUUACUCCGAGAGAAAUGUCAGGAAAGCAGAUUUAAACCCCAAACAGUUUCUAUCUCCUCACCUUUGUGACGCUGAAAACUCUGACUCAACAAUCUUCGCUAAUCUCUAACUAAACCCACUAAUCUUGCCUCGUAGUUCACCUCUCUGGGCUCCCAAACUCUUCCAAAGUUUUGUUAAAAGCACAGAUGCAAAAUAAUAAAACGCAGAAAUACAGAUAUAAUAAAUAAUGGCAAACAAAACAGAAUAAAUAGAGUAAAGGAAAAUAGACAAACUGUAAAAAAAAAAAAGGGGGGGGGGGUAAAAUGAAAACAAGAAAAGCACUCAGAGAGCGCAGUACUCCACCAAGGCUGCUCAGUCAUCGUAUCAUUUCCAACGGAUGAAAUCUUGAAAAAAUUUGUGACAAAAAUCACGGCAUCAUGAAAUAUGGCCAUUUAAUAUAGAUGUACCCACAAACAAAAUGACCUUGCGCUGAGCACAGGUGUGUGUUAUGCAUGUGUACGUUAUGUACAGAUACCGAAUCGUGUGACCUAAAUAUGUAGCGGACGAAUUGAUGGAUUGAUGGGACUUAGAAACACCCCCACAAUUUAAUCAGUUGUUUCUUGUAUGAUUUCUGAUGGAUAAGUCCACAGCGGUGGAUUUGUAGCAGGAUCGCAGUCAUGUGAUCGUCAGCAGGCAGCUGACAUAGUGUUCACUUGUUGUCAUGGUUACAGUGACGCCGUGCCGCGAUCUCUCAAUGAUACAGAAAUCUUUAACCAAUCCGUGGAUCCAGACUAUAAGCCACAUCAUGCUAGAAUCUAACCACUUGGUCCUUGUGUCAUUUCUGACCUUCCCUGUAAAUUUCAUCCAAAUCCGUUAUUCCAUUUUUGAGUAAUGUUGCAAAAAGAGAAAAAACGUACGCCGAUCAUCAUUACUUCAGCGGGAGUAAUAACAAAAAAGUGAAUUUACUGAGGUACUUGAGCACAAUUUUGAGUAACUUGUACUUAAGUAUUUCCAUUUUCUUAUACUUUAUACUUUAUUGCAGUUCAAACUUUUUUUGUCCACUAACUUUAUUUGAUAACUUGGGUUUGUAGCUUUUUUUUUUUCACAGAUUUAGCUCAAUAAUUGAAAAGGGAUAUAAUAAUUAAAUAAAAUGAUACAUGAAACUUUAGGGGAAAUUCACAAGGCUACCAAGUAAAUAAACUAUAUGAAGUAGUUCAGUUAUCUUUACCAGAAAGCCAGUCAGGUAAAAAGGAAAGAAAAAGACCAAAGUUACAAAAUGUAAAACACAGAAUGUCAAAAUAAACUCUUCCAAAGUUUUAUUAAAAGUUCAGCUGAUUGUAAAAAUGCCUGUUUUCUCAAACAUGUUUAGCUUCAAAAUGAGCACUUAUAUUUCACAAAAUCACAAUUUUUAAACAUUUUUUAUGCUGUCUUUGUACAAUUUCCAAUUAAAUAUAGGAUUUGCAGUCGAUAUGGUCUGUAUUUACUUAGAUUCCACUCAGUUGGAUAUGGGGUUGUAUGAUCUUGAGAGUCAAACAUGGCGACGUAGAGGAGGAAAGCUCUCAUUUUAAUCGUAAUUCCUUUUCAUCAUUUACACAGUUUGUAAGUUACACUACUGGAAAAAGUGAUGAGGAAGGUCUGGUGGGGGAUAUUUCCUCUUCUGUGGAGGCAGAAAAGUUGACGGAGGUUACUUGAGGUGCCGCAAGCAGCAGAGAAGAGGAUGAUCUGAUGUUUUUGUAUGUAAAUAUGUUCAUGUUGUAUGUUUUAAAUAAUAAGCGCUGCCUUCUGUAAUUCAGAUAAAUUAGUAAGGAUGUGGAAAGUAGUUGUAAUUAUUGUCAAUGUGUUCAAGAGGAGAAAACCGAAUAAAAUAGGUUUUUUAUGAUAAACAGCA
Amphiprion ocellaris (clown anemonefish) is the source of this 6152-nucleotide messenger RNA. RefSeq names its product solute carrier family 38 member 8a (gene slc38a8a). The coding region runs from base 473 to 1813 and encodes 446 amino acids. Gene Ontology annotation, molecular function: amino acid transmembrane transporter activity. Gene Ontology annotation, biological process: amino acid transmembrane transport. Lineage: Eukaryota; Metazoa; Chordata; Actinopteri; Pomacentridae. The transcript has 10 exons. The record is from RefSeq and is a predicted model, not a curated record.